AUGCCCGCCCCUGUCGCUGCCUACCCGGCCAAGAUGGCAUGCUGUCUCCAGCUCCACCUUCUUCGCCGCCCGGUCCCUGCUCGGGUCCUCCUCCUCCUCUCGACCCCGCGCCUGCGCCUGCGCCCCGUCCGAGCGUCUCCCGGUCCCGGCUCGUCCCCGCCCAACUCCUUCGCUGGCUGGUCCUCCGAUAGCGCCGAUGACGGCGGCGACAGAUCUACUCUAGGGUUCGGGCCAGCAGGAGGGCUUCUAGGACCUGGACUUGCUGCCUUUUUCUUCCUCGCCGGCCUUACCUUUGCUGCCGUCUCCAUCAGAAGCAGUGGCAACCACGCAGCUGCAAAAAUGCAAAACUUGCCUACAGAGACGGCUGCCACGGAAUCUUACUCUGAUUAUCACUCCCACAAAGAGGAUGACGCUAUCAGGGAAGAAAAUGCCCAAGCUUCCUUACCAACGGAUUGGGAGGAAAACAAUGACAACCUUGAUGAAACAAAAGGUACAGAUGAAUUCCUGAUGCCUCUACUGUCAAACGAGGAGGUUCCUGGGGUGCCAGCUGAACAUGAAGUGGGGCACCCAUUGCAGAACACUGAGCCUGUUACUAACGGUAACCAUGUUGUCGGUGAAGAAGCGCAUCAGUUUGACAAUCUCAUUGCAUCCGAUGGUAAUCAAAAUCCAGCAUCACCUCCUUCUCUGCCCAUCUCAUCUGAAUAUGCUCAGGUUUCUUUUGCACCAUCUAGCACACUUGAUGCUGCAGACCCCUCAGAGGGAAUUCCUAAUGUAGAAGAAACAUCAGAUCUCAAAAUGGCUUUGCUAGAAAACGAGCAUUUGGAUGAAACUUUAACUUCAGAUGCAAUGGUGCUAGAUUCAGAUGGUGUUGUGCCCAUCCAAGACAUCUCUGACAGUGCCGUUGCUGCUGCAUUUCACCCAGAAGACAAAGGUAUCGAGCAGAACCCACAAACUCAUGACAAAGUUGAACUUUCUCCGUCCGAAUUGCCUGAUUAUAUGGAACAUGUAAGUGCCGAUGAGAUGCAUCCACUUGGAUCAAAUGAGUUAUCUAUGGCUAUGGGGACCAGUGAGCCAGGAGAUGGGGAGGAAACUAUAGUAGAAGAUCUGUAUAAAAGAGAAAGUGAAUUAGAAAAGCAAAACAAACCAUUCGAGUCCACACCACCUGACCAAUAUUUUUCUUCUCCUGGAAUUCCUGCCCCCUCUAUAGUAUCCACUGCUUCACAGGUGCCCGUGGGGCAGAUUGUGGUUCCAGCUUCUGUUGACCCAACCCAGGAAAAUGCUAUAGCUGCACUGCAAAUUCUAAAGGUGAUCGAACCCAGUGCUCAAGCUGGUGACUUGUGUACCCGGCGUGAGUAUGCUCGAUGGUUGGUAGUCGCGAGCAAUUGCCUUUCAAGGAACACUUUCUCGAAAGUGUAUCCAGCAAUGUAUAUUGAUAAUGUCACUGAACUUGCAUUUGAUGAUAUCACACCUGAAGAUCCUGAUUUCCCCUUCAUACAAGGCCUAGCAGAAGCUGGAUUGAUUUCUAGCAAGCUUUCAAGCUCUGAUAUGAAUAUCCCAGAAGAUGUUCAUGACAAUCAUAUCUUGUUUUCCCCUGAGAGUCCUUUGUCACGUCAAGACCUUGUGAGUUGGAAAAUGGCCCUGGAUAAGAGGCGACUGCCUGAAGUUGACAGAAAUUGUUUGUUCAAAGUAUCUGGCUAUAUAGACAUCGAUAAGAUAAACACAGCUGCCUGGCCAGCUUUGGCCGCUGACUUGGGUGCUGCAGACCAGAGCAUUACAGCUCUUUCCUUCGGUUUCACAAGACUUUUCCAACCGAACAAACCUGUGACGAAGGGACAAGCUGCCCUAGCAAUUUCAACUGGUGAUUCUGGUGAAGUGGUUCUGGAGGAGGUUGCUCGUAUUGAGGCAGAGAAAAUAGCUGAAGCAGCUGUAAAUGCACAUGGUGCAUUGGUUGCUCAGGUUGAGAAAGAUCUUAAUGCAAGGUUUGAAAGGGAGCUUAAGGAGGAAAGAGGAAAGGUAGAGACCCUUGAAAAACUAGUUGAAGAAGCUAGGAUGGGGCUGGAUAGGUUGAGGGCAGAAAGAGAGGAAGAGAAGAACAUUCUGCUCAGGGGCAGAGCUGCUGUUGAAUCUGAAAUGGAAGUUCUGUUGAAGUUGAGGAGUGAAGUAGAGGAACAGCUGCAGAAUGUACUGAGCAAGAAGGUGGAGGUCUCCUUUGAGAAGAGUAGGAUUGAAAAACUCCAAAAGGAAAUUGAGAAUGAUAACUUGGCUGUUGUGCAACUUCAAUAUGAGCUUGAAGUGGAGAGGAAGGCGCUAUCUAUGGCAAGGGCUUGGGCAGAGGAGGAAGCCAAAAAGGCCCGGGAGCAUGCACGGGCCCUUGAGGAGGCCCGGAACCAAUGGGAGCGUCAAGGAAUCAAAGUUGUUGUUGAAGGAGGACUCCAGGAUGACGCUUCAGCAGGAGUCACAUGGGCUAAGGCUGGCAAAGAACAUCCAGUUGAUGAGGCUAUCAACCGGGCAGAAUCUUUGCUGGAGAAGCUAAAGUCAAUGUCUGCUGAGAUGAAAGUGCGGUCUCGUGGUGCGCUGGAGAGAGUGAUGCAACAUGUGAGGUCCUUCAUUGCAAGCCUAAAGCAGCAAGCUGCAGAUGCAAGGCAGUGGUGUACCGAGUUUGGGGCUUCUGCUGCUUCCAAGGCAAACAAGGUAUCAGCAGAAGUGCAGGGCAGUGUAUCUGCGUUUGGUGCAACCCUUGGAGAUAAGUCGAAGAGGGUAAUGGAAGAGUGCAAGGACGGCCUGGGCAGUGUAUCUGCGUUUGGUGCAACCCUUGGAGAUAAGUCGAAGAGGGUAAUGGAAGAGUGCAAGGACGGCCUGGAGAAGUUUUCACACAGAUUCAAGACAUCAGACUAG
Molecule: messenger RNA, 2895 nt
Organism: Miscanthus lutarioriparius
Lineage: Eukaryota; Viridiplantae; Streptophyta; Magnoliopsida; Poales; Poaceae
Source: the annotation of a GenBank genome assembly